AGGGCAGUUUAAGAUUUUUUUUUUCUCUUAAAUAAAUAAUACACAAUAACAGGGGGCCCCGGGGAGUCGGAACUCAGAACGGAGGGGGGAGUGGCUUCGAAAACAGAGGGAAGAGAGAAGAAAAAGCUACAGGGGAAGAAGAGAGCUCCCACCGGCGAAGGAGAGAGAUCGCGAAGAGACAAAAGACGAAGAAGAGGCCACGCCGGUCUAGAGAACAGAGAGGAAAAGAGAGGCUCGGCGGUGAUAGUGUUGCUGCUGUCAGUGAAGACGUAGCAGCUCGGCAACAAGAUGGCGACGCCGGAAAGAUCACCGGAAGGGAUUCAUCCUCGGAGAUGGAAGAGAGGACCGGCGGCGUAGCAGAGCUGCAUAAGCUCUUGAACACAAAGAAACAACUAAGAAUCAAGGCCCCCUAAGGACAAAGCCAUCGAUUCAUGUAUUAUUCAGGGCUUGUUAGGAACUUUGUUUUAACGCUGAGUAAAUGCCACGUGUCCUCCUCCUCCGGCCUCGGUUGUGGCUCUGCCAUGUCAGUAACCCCGCUCCCAUCACGGUUCAACCAGAGCAUGUUCAACAAUGUCGUUGCCUCCAACAAGCUCAUCGCCAAUUUCCUUCGAUUGGGUGACAUGGAUUCUGCUCUCCAAGUGUUUAAUAAUAUGACAGUGAAGAGCACCGUUACUUGGAACUCGAUCCUUGCUGGCUAUGCCAAGAAUCUUGGGAAUUUUGAAGUUGUACGCCAAGUGUUUGAUAAAAUUCCUGAACCGAAUAGUGUGUCUUAUAAUAUCAUGCUGGCGUGUUAUUUGAACAAUUUUGGCAUCCACAGAGCCCGUGCUUACUUUGAUGUAAUGCCUGUGAAGGAUACGGCAUCUUGGAACACAAUGAUCUCAGGUUAUGCUCAGAUUGGAUUGAUGGGCGAGGCGCGCAUGAUGUUCUUGGCAAUGCCAGAGAAAAAUACGGUCUCAUGGAGUGCGAUGGUGUCGGGGUAUGUGGCUUGUGGAGACUUGGAUUCUGCAGUGGAGUGCUUUUAUGCUGCAACUGUGAAGAGUGUGAUUACCUGGACUGCCAUGAUCACUGGGUACAUGAAAUUUGGCAGGGUUGAGUCUGCUGAGAAAUUGUUCCAAGAAAUGUCUCAGAAGACUUUGGUGACAUGGAAUGCUAUGAUAGCUGGAUAUGUUGAUAAUAGCAGGGCAGAAGAUGGGUUGAAGCUUUUCAAGACAAUGUUAGAGACUGGGGCCAAGCCUAAUGCUGUGAGCUUGACCAGUGUGUUGUUGGGUUGUAGUAACCUAUCAGCAUUGCAACUUGGUAGACAAGUUCAUCAGUUAGUUUGUAAAUCUCCAUUGAGUAGUGACACCACAGCUGGAACUUCAUUGGUUAGCAUGUAUUCCAAAUGCGGGGAGCUGAAGGACGCGUCGAAAUUGUUUGUGCAGAUCCAACGGAAAGACCUUGUAUCAUGGAACGCAAUGAUUUCUGGUUAUGCACAACAUGGAGCUGGUGAAAAAGCUCUGGAGUUAUUUGAUGCAAUGAAAAAUGAUGGCAUGAAGCCAGAUUGGAUUACUUUUGUAGCAGUAUUUUUAGCUUGUAACCAUGCAGGAUUUGUAGAUCUUGGGGUCCAAUAUUUUGAUGCUAUGAUAAGGGAUUAUGGAAUUGAAGCUAGGCCAGAACACUAUGCUUGCAUGGUUGACCUUCUCGGUCGACGUGGAAGGUUAUCUGAGGCAACAGACUUGAUAAAAAGUAUGCCGUUUAAGCCACAUCCUGCCAUCUUUGGAACGCUUUUGGGAGCCUGUAGGAUCCAUAAGAACCUAGAUCUGGCUGAGUUUGCUGCCAAGAAUCUGCUUGCACUUGAUCCUAGUAGUGCAACUGGAUAUGUUCAAUUGGCCAAUAUUUAUGCAGCACAAAAUAGAUGGGAGCAUGUUGCUAGGAUUCGGAGAUCGAUGAAAGACAAUAAUGUAGUGAAGGCACCUGGAUAUAGUUGGAUUGAGAUAAAGAGUGUGGUGCAUGAGUUUCGGUCAAGCGACCGAUUGCACCCAGAAUUGGUUUCUAUACAUAAAAAACUAAAUGAAUUGGAGAAAAAAAUGAAGAUGGCUGGCUAUAUUCCGGAUCUUGAGUUUGCAUUGCAUGAUGUGGAAGAGGAGCUGAAAGAACAGCUUCUUCUAUGGCACAGUGAGAAAUUGGCAAUUGCAUUUGGACUUCUAAAGGUACCAUUAGGUGUUCCAAUCAGGGUAUUCAAGAACUUGAGAGUUUGUGGAGAUUGCCACACUGCAAUAAAGUACAUAUCAGCUAUAGAAGGAAGAGAAAUCAUUGUUAGGGAUACCACUAGGUUUCAUCAUUUCAAGGACGGGUCUUGCUCCUGCAGUGAUUACUGGUAAUCUUGCCAUUAUGCAACCAAAACAAUGCAAUUGAAUUCAGUCAAAGGACAUGUCUAUUUAAACCAGUUAGUUCAAUGAACUUCAUUAUACAUGCCAAGAACAAAAAGUUUCACCUUAAUGAAUUUUUUGUUUUCACGCCAAACUGCCUUUGUUCUCCUUCAUUCUCACGCCACUUCUUCCUUGUUCUCUUUCGUUUUCACCCCAUUUCAUCUUCUUCCUCACCUUCGUCUACUCUCAUCGUUGCCGCUCACCAUGGUCUUGUGCGCUCACCAGAUAUGUAUGGCUAUGAUGGUGAUGAUGAACUACAAUGGCUAAUCGAGUCAGAGAAGGUGAUUGACUUCUCGUGUGGUCACUUGUCUGCUUGCUAGUCUUCUUGGUGGUUACCAGGAUAUCCUCCAUUCUUGCUAGUCUUCUGAUUUUUAGAAUCCAAGAUGGUGCUGUCCAAAUUUAAAGUGGAAAAAUAUGACGGGUCAAAGGAUUUUAGCUUAUGAAAACUGAAGGUACAACCAUUGUUGGUUCUACAAGGUUCAGAAACAGCAUUAGAGGGUAAAGAAAAACUAUCAUCUGCAUUAUCUCCUGAAAAGAAAGAGGAGCUAAUGGUCAAAGCAUGGAAUACUAUAAGGUCAUGCUUAGCAAAUAAUGUUCUGUGAGAGGUUACGGAAAUGAAGACCCUUGAUUCACUAAGGAAGGCUUUGGAAGAAAAAUAUUCCGCAAAUACUUUGUCCACAAAUUGCAUCAAUAGGAACGAAUGUGCAAGUUCAAAUACCUGGAAGAAAAGUCAAUGCAAAAUCACAUAGAAGAAUUUGAUCGAAUGAUAUCCGAUGUUAGACUACAAGUUGGGAUCUAUGAUGAUUUUCGUGAUACCAUACUCUAUGGUACGUCUGACAUCUCAAUUAAAGAUGUUAAAGAGGAAUUGAUGAUAAAAGAGCAACAUAAAUUAGAAUUUGAAUCCAACAAUGGUAAGUGUACAAACAGGUUGUAUGUGAUGAGAGGUUGCAGUCAAAAAAGAAGAUCGGAAAGCAAGAGUAAGACAAGAUCAAGUCCCGAAAGCUUCAAUUGGUGACAUGUUACCAUUGUCACCUAACGGGCUAUAUUAGAAGAAAUUGCCCAACGAGAGAAGGAAAGUUAGAAAAUUCUAACAACAUAAUCAUUGAAGGUUUUCAUGAUACGGAUAUUGGUUUUGCCUUAUCUAUGUUCCCGAAUGAUCAUGUAAAUGAGUAGACUAUGGUAACUUUUUUCAUACGUUAUUUAUUUAUUUUUGGGAAGAAUAAUGGGCAUUUUCUGUCAUUUGAGUUUUGACUCCUCUCUCAAUUUCAGUCCUCUGUUUUUGGGGUUUGAGUGAUGCUACAUGUACAAGUGCUUUUGUAAUUAAGUGUAAACAAGUUGGUGCAAACCCACUGAAAAAAAUUGCGGUCAUAUGUUAGACAUA
Molecule: messenger RNA, 3789 nt
Organism: Arachis ipaensis
Lineage: Eukaryota; Viridiplantae; Streptophyta; Magnoliopsida; Fabales; Fabaceae
Source: RefSeq, a predicted model, not a curated record